Penicillium nucicola is the source of this 861-nucleotide messenger RNA. RefSeq names its product alpha/beta fold hydrolase. The record is from RefSeq and is a predicted model, not a curated record. The coding region runs from base 1 to 861 and encodes 286 amino acids. Lineage: Eukaryota; Fungi; Ascomycota; Eurotiomycetes; Eurotiales; Aspergillaceae. Gene Ontology annotation, molecular function: hydrolase activity. The transcript has a single exon.
AUGGCAGCAAAAUGGCGAGCUACACGUCUCCUCCAUGGAGUCCGAGCCAUAACUGGCGGUCAAGGCCCUCCUUUGAUUCUCAUGCCAGGCUGGCCACAAACAGCAGAGGCCUUCAGCGGCAUCUUAGAGCCCCUUUCAAAACACUAUCAGUUUUUCGCACUCGACCCCCCGGGCUUGGGCGAUUCGCUUGCUCCCGCCAAUGGCUAUGACACUGCCAACGUCAGCAAAGUCAUGGCCGAAGCUGUUCACGAUAUCGUGAAAGAUACACCGUACCAUCUAGUUGGCCACGAUGUGGGCGGAUGGAUUGCGUAUCCUUGGGCGGCUCAAUUUCAAUCGAGAAUCAAAUCCCUCAGUAUCCUGGACGCAUCUGUGCCGGGUUUCCUUCCCCAGUUCCAGUUUCCGUUGACGAACCAGACCAACAUGCGUCUUUGGCAAUUCUCAUUCAAUGCGCUGCCUGAAUUGCCGGAGAUUCUGACUCGCGGCCGUGAGCGGGAGCUGCUGACCUGGUUCUUUAAAUUGAAGACGGCUCGCGCGGAUGGCUUUUCGGAAGAUCAUUUUGAACGCUAUAUUCAAGCCUAUUCAAGACCAGGAGCCAUGAGCCGGGGAUUCGAAUAUUACCGAGCUUUUGGAACAAGUGCGCAACAAAAUUUGGAAUUUGCAAAGACACCACUCAAUAUCCCUGUCUUAGCUCUGGGCGGGGCUAGCUCUGUCGGUGCGGAUAUGGUUCAUUUAGUGCGAAAGUUCGCGACCAACGUGUCUGGCGGCGCUAUUCAUGAUUGUGGGCAUUUCCUCCCCGAAGAGCAACCAUCUCCCGUUGCGCAAAAGUUGUUGGAAUUUUUGAAGGCAAACCACACAGAGUGA